AUGUCUCAAAAACACGAUAUUGAGUCAAAAGCAGUAAUAGGUUUAUUUAAAAAACAAUUUGAAGAGAUAUAGCUUUAUAUAACUCAUGUAGACUUGCUAUUCAAGACAAAAAAUUUUCAAUAAGAUUAAGUAAUUCUUAAAUAAUAAAUCUGA
This is a messenger RNA of Paramecium primaurelia, 153 nucleotides long. NCBI's taxonomy places the organism in Eukaryota, Ciliophora, Oligohymenophorea, Peniculida, Parameciidae. The record is from the annotation of a GenBank genome assembly.